Schistosoma turkestanicum is the source of this 1230-nucleotide messenger RNA. The record is from the annotation of a GenBank genome assembly. Lineage: Eukaryota; Metazoa; Platyhelminthes; Trematoda; Strigeidida; Schistosomatidae.
AUGGGUCAAGACACUGAAGGGCGCAAACGAUCUGAAAUCAAAACACACAAGAUAAUCUCACAUACCGAUCCCAGCGCACAGGAAACAAUUCGACUGAUCGUACGGCUUUUCUGUAUGUCACGUUUAAAAGCGAUACUACAUAAGGAGAGUGAUUCAAAAAAGUGUUCAAUGAGGACGGCUGGAGAUGUAGUUAAACGUGUUUUAUGGGAUGAAAAGAUUCCUCAGAAAUGUAUAACAAUUGGAUAUUUGGAUAGAUUUAAAGGCAUUCUAGAAAAACCUUUUGAUGAAUUUUCUUGGGAACCGUUAGAUAGUUUGGAUUAUUUUACUUUUGGUGUACCUGAACAUCGUAUUCAGUACUUUAAAUAUAAGGAUAUAGUUGUAUGGGAUAAACGCUUCAGACUAGAUAGAGUUUUCGGUAGUAGCCGUUCAACCAAAACAAUACGGGAUAUAAUAGAAAACUAUGAAGAGUAUUGUCAGACUAUUCAAGACAUUCCUGAUAUUCAGCUCAGCGAAAUAGUUGACAAUGUUCCAUUUCAAUGGGACGCAAAAGCUACAGAAGACAGUUGCUCCUCAGAAAGUCAAACAGAAGGGUCGUUAAAGGAAAUAACGCACCACAAAAUAAAAUACAAACCGAAUUUCUUUAUUUGUCAACGAAUCGAAUCUCCUGAUUUCAUUGAAAAGGCGUUAAAAAUUCAAUCGAAAAUAUGUAACACUCAGCCGUAUUAUAAAGAUAGCUGUAUUGACUCAAAGCUAUUCCACCUUACGCUCGCAACAGUGCGACUAGAAGAUAGUCUUCAAAUAUCAGAGUGCAUGGAAACCCUUAGACAGGCGGAAACACAACUUCGUAAAUCCGCUCCAGCAAAUCAACUUUCAAUAAAAGGCGUGGGUAACUUUCACGGUCGAGUUUUGUAUGCAGUAGUGGAGUCCAAUGAAAAUUUGAAUUUAUUUGUCGAUAAGCUAAAUGAGAUUCUACAAAUGGCGGGAUUCAGUACAGAUGAUCGAAAAAAGUUUAAACCUCAUAUCUCUCUGAUGAAGAUUACUCGAUCAGUAUCAAAAAAAGUCGGUGCAAAAAAAUUCGAUCCUGAUCUGUAUAGUGAAUUUCUAGACAAUGAGUUUGGAGUAUUCGCUGUCGAUUCGAUUCAUCUGUGUGCAAUAGGAAGACCUCAUAAUGAUGAUGGUUUCUAUCGUACUGUCGGAAAUUUACAUUUUCUAAACCCCAUUUCUAAAUAA